This is a messenger RNA of Gigantopelta aegis, 1314 nucleotides long. Its product is annotated as poly [ADP-ribose] polymerase tankyrase-1-like. Gene Ontology annotation, molecular function: protein binding. The coding region runs from base 1 to 1314 and encodes 437 amino acids. NCBI's taxonomy places the organism in Eukaryota, Metazoa, Mollusca, Gastropoda, Neomphalida, Peltospiridae. Gene Ontology annotation, biological process: intracellular signal transduction. Gene Ontology annotation, cellular component: cytoplasm; nucleus. The transcript has a single exon. The record is from RefSeq and is a predicted model, not a curated record.
AUGUCUGUUUCUUUAACCGCCAAGCUACACGAGGCGAUCAAACACGGUGAUGAUGACGUCGUUCAGUGCUGCCUGGACCACGGCGCUGACGUGAACACCAUCUAUGACAGAGAAACAGCGUGCACGCUGGCCAUUGAAUACCACCGCGGUGCCGUUGCUUCUCGAAUUAUGCACCAAGCGACAUUUUCCGUGAACGCUUGCAAUACUUCCCACAGGAGCCCCUUGUUCUGUGCAGCCAAGGAGUCAUUUCCAGGACUUGUUGAAGAUCUCAUAGGUAUGGGGGCAGACCUCAAUUCUCGUGACACCGGGGGAGUUUCUCCCAUGGGUGCCACGGCGUUCUACAACAGCUUCGAAUCGGCGGCAAUAUUGGUGACUCGUGGCGCCAGUGUAAACGAAAGAGACACCAGGAGAAGAAGCACUUUGUACACAGCUUGUUCCAGCGUGAGUCUGCAGGUUGUGGACAUUCUUUUGGCGCACGGAGCAGAUGUCAAUACCGCGACCCGACACCCACCAGGCUGUACCCCCCUUAUGACGUCAGUUCCGUCGCUGUACGAACGAGAAGUGCGUCACAAGCGGCAGACGGACAUGAUUAGCAUAAUGAGACUGCUGAUUAUGCAUGGAAGUGACGUCAACGCCGUCGACUGCGAUGGCCGCAUUGCUUUACACCACGCUGUGGAAACAGACGAACUGCACGCCGCCUGUCUCCUGGUUGAGAGCGGAAUCGAUGUGGAAAUCGCCGACAAUCAAUGGCUGACUGCAUUCCAUGUAGCCUUGAGACCAGAACGUCCGAGGUAUGAUGUGGCUGCUUAUUUACUUUUGAACGGUUGUAAUGUCAACUCACCGAUGACCUUGUCAACUCGUUCCAAUGUCAAACGUUUGCCUUUAACUGUUUUACUGGAUAGUAAUCCUAAACAGACUGUUGAUGUGAAACUUAGGAAACUUCUUUUGCCCAUACUUCUGGAUUGCACAAACUUAUGUACAGAGAAUAUUACGGAAUUGUUUCAGUAUUUUGACCCACAAGGACUCGUUGUUGUCGAUGGGCAAGACAACUCUGUCAGCAUACCAUUCGCUUUGCCGGCUUCAUUACAGAGUCUCUGUCGUCUCGGAAUCCAUAAAUCUCUCGGUCAAAAGUACUUGACAAAGGUGAAAGUUUUACCAAUACCCAUCCCUAUAAAACAGUUCCUCACAUUUGGAUACAAUUUUGAUCCUUUGAAAAUGGCAGCUGUGUACACUGCCAUACAAGACAGUGAUACGGACACCUUUUCCGCAUUGCUUAAAGAAGUGGAUUUGUCGGUGGGUAAUUUUACAUUUUAG